AUGGAUGCUAACGAAAAGCGGAAUACAGCCACAGUCGGGUUUGUAAUUGACCUGAGUACCAUCUUGAACUGGACAGAUUCUGGCCACUAUAUUCCUGCUGCUGGUGCGAGGGAGACCAUCUGUCGCCUCCAGAACAGUAGCAUCCCCUUUGUGAUCGCAACGACGAAAACUAAGUUUACCGAAACAGAAGUUGCGCGAUGGCUGUCGGUGGAAUUGGGUCUUGGUGUCGAUCGGGAAUGCAUUAUCCUGCCCCAGUCACCAUUCAGAACCUUUGCCAGCACCUACAGAGGCCGCACCAUACUCGCUGUCGGAGGCCAGGAGGAGAAAGUUCGCCGAUACGCUCUCAAUUAUGGA
Molecule: messenger RNA, 354 nt
Organism: Canariomyces notabilis
Lineage: Eukaryota; Fungi; Ascomycota; Sordariomycetes; Sordariales; Chaetomiaceae
Exons: 1
Source: RefSeq, a predicted model, not a curated record